Messenger RNA from Brachypodium distachyon (stiff brome), 3012 nucleotides. Its product is annotated as putative wall-associated receptor kinase-like 16. The transcript is spliced from 4 exons. Gene Ontology annotation, biological process: protein phosphorylation; cell surface receptor signaling pathway. Gene Ontology annotation, molecular function: calcium ion binding; polysaccharide binding; protein serine/threonine kinase activity. The record is from RefSeq and is a predicted model, not a curated record. Bases 215 to 2434 code for a protein of 739 amino acids. Gene Ontology annotation, cellular component: plasma membrane. NCBI's taxonomy places the organism in Eukaryota, Viridiplantae, Streptophyta, Magnoliopsida, Poales, Poaceae.
UAGGAGUAUUACCAAACGAGCGCAAGUCAAGUACUCCGUAGGAGUCAACCAGUCGGCCAUUCACGCUGGCGCUUGUUCAUUCAUCUAUUUAUGGAGCCCCUGCCCACUGCAGUAUCAUUGUUGUAAGCUAUAGGAGCUCAGAUAGUCAGAUACACAAUCGCCUGUACGCACACACAGAAGCCACAGCCACCCGCCCAUCCACAGGCCAACGACGAUGAAGUUUGAGUAUCCCCGGCUUGUUCAUUCUGCUCAUCUUUUUCUCUGCCUUUCGUCGGUCUGCGGGAUCAUACUGCUGGCAACCGCGCAAGCACCGGCAGGCCCGCGUCCCGGUCCCGGCUGCCAGGCCAAGUGCGGUGACGUCGACAUCCCGUUCCCGUUCGGCAUCGGCAAGGAGUGCGCCUUGGACGGCUUUCAUCUCAUGUGCAACGACAGCAAGCCGUUCAAGGGGGAUUUCGAGGUGGUCAACUUCAACGUGCCUGACGGCAAGAUCAGGGUGAAGACGGCGAUCUCCUCGCAGUGCUAUAACACUACCACCAACGUUAUGCACUACUCCGAUGCAUCUUCGAUCUUCACUGAUUCAGUUUUCUGGGUAUCGGAAAAGGAAAACAAAAUUAUAGUUAUCGGGUGCAACACGCUGGCUUAUAUGAUAAGCUCCUCUUAUGUAAUAGGUUGUGUUUCGACAUGCGCCGAUAAGACUCCUGAAUCCCUAACAUGCUCUGGUGCCGGCUGCUGCCAAGCGGAUGUCCCAAAAGACAUACGUGAAUAUCGUGCCUUAUUCAACACAGACUACAACACCACUACCUACAGUGGCUGCGCCUACAUGGCUUUGAUGGAAGAAGCGGCUUUGAACUUCGACCCCAGUUUUGUCACUUCCGGUUCAACCAAGUUCAGUGACAAAAAUAAUGGUAAAGUUCCCGUUGUCCUAAAUUGGAAAAUUCAAAAUAUUACUUGCGACGUUGCUACGAAGAACACGAGUACCUACGCAUGUGUCAGCAGCAACAGUGCAUGUCUCAAUUCCACAAAUGAGCCAGGUUACCUUUGCAAGUGCUUGGAUGGGUACAGAGGCAACCCUUACAUCACAGAUGGAUGUCAAGAUAUUGAUGAGUGCCAUGAUGAAAAUGCUGAUCGUUGCCGAUUCGGGCUCUGCGAGAACACGCCGGGCAACUACACCUGCUCAUGCUACCCAGGAAAUUAUCUGAUGGGUGGAGUCUGCGUGCCUGCUGCUUCCAGUUUUCCGGAGAAGACUAUUGCAGGUACAACUGUUGGGCUCGUCAUCUUUGUGAUUGCUGUAGCAUGUGCGUGUCUGAUCCGCGAGAGAAGAAAGCUGCAGAACAUGAAACAGAACUACUUUCGGCAGCACGGUGGUCUCAUACUGUUUGAAGAGAUGAAGUCCAAGCAAGGCGUUACAUUCAAAAUAUUCACAGAAGAAGAACUGCAGCAAGCCACGAACAGGUUCAGUGAACAACAGGUCCUGGGUCAGGGGGGCCAUGGAACCGUGUACAAGGGACUUCUUAAGAGCGACGUGGAAGUAGCAGUCAAGAGAUGCACGACGAUUGAUGAGCAACAGAAGAAAGAAUUCGGCAGAGAAAUGCUGAUCUUAUCCCAGAUCAACCACAAAAACGUCGUGAAGCUCCUCGGUUGUUGCCUCGAAGUGCAAAUCCCCAUGCUGGUGUAUGAGUUCGUACCAAAUGGCACGCUCUUCGACCUCAUCCAUGGCAACCAUGGCGGGCACAUCUCCUUUGACACUCGCUUGGCGAUCGCUCAUGAGUCCGCCGACGCACUCGCCUACCUUCAUUCGUCAGCAUCGACGCCAAUCAUCCAUGGCGAUGUCAAGUCCUCCAACAUCCUCCUUGACAGUGACCAUGGAGCUAAAGUCUCCGACUUUGGCGCCUCCAUCCUGGCUCCAACUGAUAAGUCACAAUUUGUCACCAUUGUACAGGGGACGUGUGGGUACCUCGACCCGGAGUACAUGCAGACAUGCCUGUUGACAGAUAAAAGUGAUGUGUACAGCUUUGGGGUAGUUCUUCUGGAGCUGCUCACGGGCAAGAAGCCAUUCAAUUUCAACCCUGACGCCCCUGAGCACGAGAAGAGCCUAUCGAUGAUGUUUAUGUGUGCGAUGAAGGAGAAUAAGCUCGAGGAGGUCUUGGAUGAUCAGAUCAAGAACGAGGGCAACAUGGAGUUUCUUGAGGAGAUCGCGGAGCUAGCAAAGCAGUGCUUGGAUAUAUGCGGUGAGAACAGGCCAUCCAUGAAGGAAGUCGUGGAGAAGCUUGAUAGGGUGAGGAAGGUGAUGCAACACCCAUGGGCGCAGCAGAACCCUGAAGAGACGGAAAGCUUGCUUGGGGAGCGCUCAAACAUGGCCAGCUCAACGGGUAUCAGUGCUGAAUCUUUCAGCAUUGAGAUAAAAACCAUCAUGGGUAUGCAAUCAGGGCGUUAAGUAAUCACAUAGCAAUACAAAAACAGUGGCAUGGUGCUGAGGUUUACUAUGUAUCGAGUAGUACUAGUAUAUUGUAAGCGCAGCAAUCAAAAGAGAAGAUCGUUGGGCGUAGUAUGAACACUGCAAAGAAGAGAUUUCAGCACUAGCGCUGUUGCAUCUAACUCAACAACAGAGAUUCUUAUGAAGCUUGGAAUUUAUUGACUUCAGACAAAUAACUAGUGUCAUGCAUGCUGUGAAGCUCAUACACUAAUUUGAGCUAUUGUUAGAUUAGUAUUCUUGAGCUUAUGUAUGCUUGCUCUGCUGAAAGUUACAGGCAAACCAUGCAAGAUAUGUUACUCUGCACGUGUGUAAAGCAGAUUCUUUUGUCUGUAUGGCUGCAAGAUUUUUGAGCUAUUGUUAGAUUAGACUUCUUUCAGACUGCAAGAUUUUUUUAUUUGAUUACCUGGGAGCACCAAGUCUACUAAAUUCUGCUCUAUAGCAGUCCUUGCCUGAUCAUUGCACUGCUGCUGCUGUAUACUCUGUUGAUGUAUCUUUUCUUCCUAUCUUAAUAAAGAUCAGCCAUUGGCCCUUCAACUAAA